Messenger RNA from Mycena citricolor, 2518 nucleotides. The record is from the annotation of a GenBank genome assembly. Lineage: Eukaryota; Fungi; Basidiomycota; Agaricomycetes; Agaricales; Mycenaceae.
AGCUAGGAAGCUCUGAGCAGGACUCAUCAAUUAUUCCCCGAGUCAGCCAAGUGGAAAGUCAAACUAGGUCAAGAUGCGAAUUAUCUCCAUGUACCCGAGCCACCCGAGACCGAGCUGGGCGCGCAAGCCAAACGAACAUCAGCCCGAUAAGACUGAUAAGAUAAGAGCUUAGUGCUGUUUUGAUGUGUGUGUAUCUCCUUAUCUGACGCUUAGGCCAUUCGCACGCGGCCGAGAUCGACCUUAGCCUAUCUAGAAAGGCCGUGAGCGCGUCCAGCAGAGGAGGCGCCGACCAGUCCCGCUCCCGCUCUCAGUCUGCAACGAUGGCCACAGUUCAAAUCGACGCCAGCGCACCCGUUCUCUCGUCCGGGGUCGGCUACGCUAUCGUCCUCGGGAUGGGACUCGGAUUCGCCGUGCUCAUGCUAGCCAUAACCAAACUCUCGGCCCGCUACUCCGGGGUCUCCUCGUCCAGCUCGGAAGAGUAUACUUCGGCCAGCCGAUCGCUCAAGCCGGGCCUCAUCGCGUCCGGCAUUGUUUCUGCAGCUACCUGGGCCGCGACGUUGCUCCAAGCGUCGACCGUGUGUCUGGUGUAUGGACUCAGCGGCCCUUGGUGGUAUGCCGCGGGCUCGUCGACUCAGAUCAUGGCUUUCGCUCAGAAUGCUAUACAGCUGAAGCGAAAUGCCCCCGGCGCGCACACGUUCCUGGAAGUGAUUGGUCUUCGAUGGGGGACAGUUUGUCAUUUGAGUUUCAUGUUCUUUGGGCUCGGAACCAACAUCAUUCUGACCUCGCAAUUGAUCACGGGCGGAGCUGAUACCGUCAACCAUUUGACUGGGAUGAACACGAUCGCAGCCUGUUUCCUGAUCCCGAUUGGGGUUGUCAUCUAUACACUGGUCGGAGGAUUGAGAGCCACUUUUUUCUCGGACUAUAUCCACACGGUGCUGAUAUUCGCCAUCAUCUUCGCGGUCUCGUUCUCCACAUUUGCGACCAAUGCGUAUCUAGGCUCGCCUGCCAAGGUGUGGGAGCUUCUCCAGACAGCGGCCACGAACUAUCCCGUCGCGAAUGCUGCGGGUGGGUCCUACACGACGAUGCGCUCGUUGAAUGGAUUCGUGUUUGGUGUCGUCGUCAUCGUUUCUGGAUUCGCUACGGUUUACAUGGAUCAAACCUACUGGCAACGCGCGGUAGCCUCGAAGGCCUCCACCUCCGUCAAAGGAUAUAUCCUCGGAGGCUUUGCUUUCCUUCCAGUGCCUUGGAUGUUCGCCACGGCUGCCGGCCUCGGGAUGAUCUCCCUUUCGGCCGGUCCCGCCUCUCCUUUCCUUCCCAUCCCACUGGCUGGGGCGGGCGGAGUGGCACCCGCCGCGAUGACCGCCUUGUUAGGCAGAUCCGGCGCUGUGCUUCUGUUGAUUGCCCUCUUCCUGGCCGUCACGUCAGCCGCAUCCGCUGAGCUGGUGGCAGUUUCGUCUAUCCUGACGUACGACGUCUACAAGCGCUACUUCAAUCCACAUGCCACCGACAAGCAGAUCCUCUGGGUCUCGCAUGCCGGUGUCGUUGGAUUUGGCUUGUUCAUGGGUAUUCUCGGCGUCAUCUUCUACGAGAUUGGUAUUUCUCUUUCUUGGCUGUAUGGUUUCACCGGGAUCUUCGCCUCAUCUGGGGUUUUCCCCGUUGGCCUUGCGAUUCGAUCGCGCAAGGCUAACAAGUACGGCUGUCUUGCUGGCCUUUGGAUCGGAUUCUUCUGUGGAGUGGCCGCGUGGCUAGCCACCGCUAAAGGUCACGGGGGAACAGUGGACGUCGUCACAACCGGCGGAGUCUACGAACAGCUCGCGGGCAAUGCCGCGUCGUUCUUCAUCGCGGCCAUCAUCUCUAUGAGCACGACGUUCCUCUUUCCCGACAACUUCGACUUUGAUAUCACGCGGAGGAUGAAUGCGUUCCGAGCCGAGGACGCCGUCGCAGCUGCCGCGCAAGAGAGCGUCGGCGGAAACGUCUCGGAGGAAGGGGACGAGGUCAAAGCAACAGUCGAUGCCGAAGCUGCCGUCUCAGAGGCCGUUCUCGAGAAGGGAUUUAUCAAAGCCGAGGAUGACUCCGACGAGAAGCUGCACCAGGACUUCUUGCUUUCUGUCUGGCUGACGAUCGGGAUCUUUGUUGUGCUCUGCGUCGUAGUCCCUGCUUUGAUGGUCAUCCCGCGAAUCUGGUCCAAAUCUGGGUUCACGUUUUACAUCGUGCUCGCCUUCCUCUGGACAUUUGCGGCCGCGUUCGUGGUGAUCUUCUACCCGCUCUGGGAAUCCCGCGCAGCCCUGUCACACAUGACCCGGUCUAUCUUCAGGGACGUCUCAGGGAAUUAGGAAGGGUACUCGAUUCACUUGGGGGAGUUUACAUGAUCCGUAGAACUAGAUGGCUGAGUUGAUCAUACUGUUUGAUAUAAUCAAUGACGAAAUGAGACAUCUUACUUCAGUCAAGCAGUGGACUUGAGCUUGAUUGUGGUAAGGCAGGGAAUAUGAGCUGAAAAGAGUCUUGAUACAGCUAAAAA